AUGGGGAUCUUCAACAGAGGCAACCGCAAUAACGGGGUGAGGCUUGAAAACCGCCUCCGGGCAUCAUCCCUUCCUACUGGUGUCACGGCAUUCUACCGUGUGCUCGCUCCGAACACCCCUUCGCCCGCUCCGCCAAAUCCCAAGAAGGAUCCUCAAACGCCACAGAUAAGCCCACUGGAGAAACGGCUACAGGAUAUGGGCUCCAUCCGAGUCGAUGGAAGCGAUAAGUUCUUUGGCAUGGAAAAUGCUCAGUACGGAAACACAUGCUACUGCAAUUCGAUCCUCCAAUGUCUCUACUACUCUGUUCCUUUCCGCGAGGCCGUGAUCAAUUAUCCACAGCGAACGCCCGUGGAGAACAUCGAGGCCGCGCUCACCAAGAACCUACGAUACCCGAGCCCGAAUGCGCACCUGGAAGCUGAGGCGCAAGCAGCAAAGCAAAAGGCCGCUGCACCCUCAGCCCGUCAGGCGGGCGUACCCCCCAAUCAACCACAGAAACCCGAAGACAAGGAAUCGCCGGAAUACAAGAAGAAAAUCGCCUUGCAGACCCUCCCAAUCCUCGAGACGAAGAAUAACGCCGCCAGUUACGGCAUGUCGGAAUCAUUAUUUACUUCGCUCAAGGACAUAUUCGAAUCAUUGGUGGGUAGUCAAUCCAGGAUAGGAAUCAUCCGACCGCAGCAGUUUUUGGAUGUGCUACGCCGCGAGCACGAGAUGUUCCGAACCGCCAUGCACCAGGAUGCGCAUGAGUUUUUGAAUCUCCUUCUCAAUGAGGUCGUAUCGAAUGUCGAAGCCGAGGCGACCAAGCAGAGUUUCGCAGAGAAAGCGUUGCCAAGCGCCAGCGCAGAUUCGCUGGGCCUGACCGAAAGUGCUGGUUCGAAAUCACCAAACACUACCAGAUGGGUUCAUGAAUUGUUUGAGGGUAUCUUAACGUCGGAAACCAAAUGUUUGACCUGUGAGAAAGUUUCCCAGCGAGAUGAGGUGUUUUUGGAUCUUUCGGUGGAUCUGGAACAGCACUCGUCCGUGACAUCUUGCCUGCGGAAGUUUUCCGCCGAGGAAAUGCUUUGUGAGAGGAACAAGUUCCAUUGUGAUAACUGCGGCGGUCUCCAGGAAGCAGAGAAGCGAAUGAAGAUCAAGCGCCUGCCCCGUGUCUUGGCCUUGCAUCUCAAACGUUUCAAAUAUACCGAGGAUUUGCAGCGACUGCAAAAGCUGUUCCAUCGAGUCGUCUACCCUUAUCAUCUACGUCUGUUCAACACAACCGAUGAUGCUGAAGAUCCAGAUCGACUAUAUGAAUUGUACGCUGUUGUGGUUCAUAUCGGUGGAGGGCCGUACCAUGGCCACUACGUUGCGAUCAUCAAGACUGAAGAUCGUGGUUGGUUGCUGUUUGAUGAUGAAUUGGUCGAGCCCGUGGAUAAGAACUACGUCCGCAACUUUUUCGGCGAUCGCCCAGGUCUUGCCUGUGCCUAUGUCCUAUUUUACCAGGAGACAACCUUGGAAGCUGUUCUUCGAGAACAGGCCAAGGAGGAUCAGGCAUCCACUGCGGCAGCAGCUGAGGCGGGCGCACAAGCUAAUGGGUCUCUGACUCAUGUGCAAAGCGUGCCUGUGGAUGAUUCAAACCGACAAGUCCCGCUUAAUAGAAUAACAACGGCGCCUGGCCAAAUGCCCGUGCAUAUCGAAGUUCCAGAGGCUGAGCCAACAUCCCCUCUACAACCCGUUCAGCCACCUGACAUUCCGCCUCCACCGCCGAUCCCUACUGAGCAAGCCCCCAGUCUGAGUCCAAAGAAGAGCGAUGCCCAAAUCCGAAAGGAUAAGGUUCGCGAGGAAAAGGAGCUGCGCGCAGCGCAGAAAGCAGCUGAAAAGGCAGCCGAGAAAGCCGCCAAAGAUGAACGGGAAAAUAAAGAGAAGGCGGAGAGAAUCCAGCGCAAGGAACUCGAACAGCAACGGCAAGCCCAGAUAAAACAGGAGGCUGCCGAUCUUGAAAGGGCCCUCAAAGCGAGCAAGGAAGCCAGCAAGGUUGACACCCCUAAUGUUGGGCCUGAAAAUGGAUCACCUCGAGAUGGUUCCAAAUUUAGCAUUUUCAGACGUAGCAGUCGCAGUCUGAGCAGCAGCCUGAGCAACCGUCUGAGCAAGGACAAAGAGCCUCGAGUGUCGACCUCGACUGCGGAGACAGCUCCACCGCCAGUUCUUGAAGUACCAACUCAAGAAGAGGAAACGACUCGACCGCCCGUGCCUACAAAGGAUACGCCAGAUCUUUCCAGCUCGUACACAUCUACGCAACCAUUCCCAUCAAUUCCGGAAAAGCACGAUCCUUACUACUACCAGAACCAGACCCACCUUCCUCCCCUCUCUGUCUCUCCCACCACCAAUCAUUACCACAAUACCAACCAUCUCAAUAGCCCCAAUGGCAAUGGCAACGGUAAUAGCAACGGCAGCACGCACGGCACCGAGAAAUCCGGUGUUAGCCACACUCGAUGGAGAUCGUUCAGCUUCAAAAAAUCAGCAGCGUCAUGA
Penicillium odoratum is the source of this 2505-nucleotide messenger RNA. RefSeq lists its product as uncharacterized. The coding region runs from base 1 to 2505 and encodes 834 amino acids. Gene Ontology annotation, cellular component: nucleus; cytosol. Gene Ontology annotation, biological process: protein deubiquitination. Lineage: Eukaryota; Fungi; Ascomycota; Eurotiomycetes; Eurotiales; Aspergillaceae. Gene Ontology annotation, molecular function: cysteine-type deubiquitinase activity; cysteine-type endopeptidase activity. The record is from RefSeq and is a predicted model, not a curated record. The transcript is spliced from 3 exons.